AUGGCUUCACUUUGCAACUACACACACCCAGAGCUUCAAAUCGCAGAUGGUCUCGUCCACCAAGAGACGGGGAUCCUAUUCCCUUACAAUCCCGAAUUUUACAACAAUGCCACAGGGCUAUACGGCCCAGGUGCCCUUUACUGCUGGUAUCUGCUACUCGCCUCUGUUCUUAUGCACUGGUUCUUCUGUUGUGUGAACAAUUUAACGCCCAAUUUUUCAAGCGACCUUUUAGGUGCUCUCGCGUACCCCUUGUUCGCUGCAACAGACUUACUUCUUCAGUCGGUGCGCAUGAUGGGAAAGGAUGAUCGUGCUUUGGCGAUUUACUGCCUCGCCUUUCCCGACUCUCCCAUUUCGGGACCUCAUUCUUUCAGCGACACGCCGUUGGAUAUGAAAAAUAUCCCACCUGACGUUCUUGACUUGGGUCAGCGCGUCAUUGACAUUAUCGGGCCGUAUAAGAUAUCUUGGACGGCUGGGUUGUUUCUAUACGUUUUACUCUUUGGUCUCAGAAAGUCAGGCAUAUCAUCCGAGAGCAAGUUAGCAAGCACUCGAUCACCUUACCUUAUUAUGCACGCGGCCCUUUUCUACAUUAUUGUAUCUGUCGUCGUAUUUUGCUUCAGUCUUGCCGACCAGGGAAUGGCAUGGACUUUGUUCUUUUGGGAGGGAUCUCGUCAAGCGAUGCUAAUCGGGACUUGGGUCUUUACCGCAUUGCUAAUCAUGGUAUUAUUUCUCUCUAUGACUCGACUAGUGCAGACGUUGAGAAAAGGAAGGAAUGCUGAAACGAGAGAGAUUUUGCACAGCAUCUUGUCGGGCCUUCUUCCUGGGGCGGCGGUUCUGGCGGUUGCAUUCGGUUUGAUCAUGUACUUUGGCACGACUGUUGUACCGGAUGUAGCUAUGCAGCUAACCGAGAGGGAUCAACUCGCGACAUUGAUGGUUGGAAUUGUGACUUGGGUGUAUGCCAUGCUGGACGUGUGCUAUUGUUACUUUGAGCCACCAAAUGCUGCUGGGGAGGUGGUAGACAAGUUCCCAUAA
Molecule: messenger RNA, 1029 nt
Organism: Fusarium graminearum PH-1
Lineage: Eukaryota; Fungi; Ascomycota; Sordariomycetes; Hypocreales; Nectriaceae
Exons: 1
Coding region: 1-1029 (342 amino acids)
Source: RefSeq, a predicted model, not a curated record